AUGGGGAGCCGCCUAUUCUUGGCCUGUUUAUUAAUUGAUUGCGUUGUGUCGAAGAAAAUUCACUUUGGUGUCAUGUUACCAACGUCAAGACCUGGAUUUUACGAGCUUGGUAAGGCGUUGGAACUAGCUGUUCAGCCUGCCAUUCAAGACAUUUACGAUUUCAACAGGUUAUCACGUGAUUGGAACAUAACUUACUCAGUCGAAGACAGUGGAUGUCACAAACUGAAGGCAGUAGGUAAAACUUAUGAACUUCGCAAUGCCGAUGUCUUCAUCGGGCCUGCGUGCGGUGAUGAGUGUUUGUCAGCGGGUUUACUGACUACAUAUUGGAAUAAGCCAAUGAUCUCAUAUUCGUGUUCCCCAACGGAACUCAGUAAUCGCUUUUUUUACUCCACAUUCGCGCGGACACAACCCUACAGUAGGACAUACCUCCUGGAAACCCCAAAGUUUCUUUACGAAGUAGUAAAAUUCUUCAGUUGGACACGCACCGCCAUAAUUUCCACUGAGGACCCAACUUGGGCGCCAAUAGCCAUCGCCUUGUCGCAGUAUUUGUCCCAAAGGAAUAUCACAAUACCUUUCAGUAGAUCUUACAUGCUCAGUUCGACAUUUUCUUACAAGGAAUUUCUGAAGCCAGUCAAAGAAGUCGCACGAAGUAGGUAUUCUUUGUUUGUUUGCCUGUUCUCUUGGUUGCUUGUCUCUGAUAAGUAAUCACCGAGGGAGUGCUUGAAUGAGUGUGCGGUAGCUCAGAGGAACAAUAAGGUCAACAGUCAAAUAUCUGAGAUCAAAGUUUAUUGAAACGCAUUUUUAUCACGGUGCUCAUCGAGAUUUGAGCUUACUUGAUCUUCCAAUGAGUAGCCAAUCAAGUUUCUCUUGUGACCAUAUUAUUAAUGAUUAAUAUUAGCGAAACAUAUCCGUAUUAAUAAAUUAUUCGGGGAAAAGAGGAAAAUGAGUGAAAGCACAGCAAAUGAUUGAGAAGAGUGAACAAGAAGCUGUCUGACAGGGAAACUUCGCCAAGCACCCUUUAUUUCUUUUUUUCAGAGAGCGAUUCAGAGUAAAGGUCGUUGAAGACUGAACAACGCCCACCCCCCUUUUUAGCACCCACUUAUCCCAUCCCUCUCUUAGACAAAUGAAUAAAGGGGGUAAGUUUCUAAAGAAACUAUGGUGCUGCGUCGGUGGGAGAGUGUAACAGGUAAUUUAGUGUUAACAACUGAGUUGAAAACGUAAAUUGGCCACCGUAAAGAAUGUAAAGUCUAAACACUUAAAGGUUACACACUUACACUCUUUACGGUGGCCAAUGUACUUUUUCAACUCAGUUUUUGACACAAAGUUACCUCUCUCAGACACGUGACUUUGGAACAAUUUCGUCCCUAGGGUCUCUCUUCGUUCUCUUCGUACCACCAAAUGACGCAAGAGGAAGGGUCUCUCUCUUGCUCCCGAGGGGGGGGAAGAAGAAAAGAGUUCCUGGAAACCAGGAGGUUUUCUUCUUUUCUGGACGUAAUCGUGUAUUUGGGUUCAUUUGACGUACUUCAUGUUGUUUUCUUUUCUCUCAGUAAUCUUCCUCCUUUCCUUCAAUAACGAGGUAGCCAGGCUUCUCGAGACCGCCAAUGAGCUGGGAAUGAUGAAUGGCGAGUAUGCCUUCGUCACGCUUGAUUUCACCAUCGACAGUCAUUGGAUCUAUGAGUCUUGGGCUGGUGGAAGGAGCAGAGAAGAGUUCACCGCACUAUUUGAUGGUAUUGUAAAUCUGUCGGUAAAGGGGCCGCAUGGUGAUCGUUAUGACAAGUUUGUAAAGGAGUUCAGAGAGAAGCUUAAGGCCAAUAAUGUAUCUGAAAUAGCAGUUGUAAGUAUUGCAAUGAAUUGCUAUCAGAUAUGUAGAAUGAUACACGGUUAUUUGCAAUUUAGAAUUCAGGAAUACUGGCGAAUAAUGAUCGAUCCAUGAUGUAGCUAGAAAAAAUAUACGAAGCUUUUCUUUGCAGCCAAGGUUAAGAAGUUUUUGGUAUAUAACAAAUCAGUUCGCUGCCAUAUUUUAGGAUUUUCACCUGGAAUGUCCUAGCAGGGCUUGUUGCCGGAAUAUGUUCCUCUUAUAAGCGAUCCUUGUAUAAGAAGCACGAAUUUGUCGCAUGGGUCGACCUAGUGUGAGAAUGAAGCCUUUAAUUUCAGUUCUAGCGGUCGCUUAUUCAAAUUUUCGGCCAAAAGGGGAGGGGGGAAGUGCUUAUUGGAAGGAGGGUACUUAAUCGAGGGGGCGCUUAUCAUUCUCUUGUACUGAUUCAGCUGUAGUGAAGUUGAGACAAAAAAAAAAGUGGCGACAGAAAGAGGUUUUCCAUGUAUACCUACUCUUUAAGAAAUUAAGGGAGGAGGAGGGAUGUUUGAAAUUAUUGGGGUAGGAGUAGGUGCAUGUUCGGGGGUAGACGCUCACUAGAGCGUGGGCGCUUUUUCGAGGAAAUACGGUGAUCACUCUCAUGAUAACAGACCCAAUGGGACUCCAUCCGGUCCUAUUAAGGGACCUAUAAGUUUUAUACAUUGCACCCUACUAAGUGCUUCUGUACCUUUAUUAUCUGGUAGAACUUGUUUGAAUACGUUAUUCUUACACUCAACCAGCGUGAGUAAUUCAAUUGCACAUUUUUUCGUGUACUUUCAGACGUAUUCAUUCUCUGCAUAUCUUCACGAUGCAAUACAAGUUUACGCCAUUGGUCUAAACCGAUCGCUGAGUUACGGAGGGAAUAUCUCUGACGGGCUGUCAAUCAUAGGAAACGUAACCAACAGUGGUGUACUAUUCAAAGGUAUCUUUCUUCUUCGUAUAACAGUUUUUACGAAAUGGCCCGACACGAGUUCGAUAUGUUUGGACGCGGCAAGGAAACUGGGUCUAGUCACAAGGUCGAGGCUCAAAGGAAGACUUUCCGUGAAAAAUAGUGUGAAAUAACAAAGUCUCCUUUGUUUUAAUUCAGGUGUGUCGGGAGAUGUUGCCAUCAACAACGAAGGUAACCGUGUACCAGUGUUCGUUUUCAGCAACAGGCAAAAUGGAAGCGCUGUUCCUAUCGUGGAGAUCGAAGAAACGAACCCAGGCAACCAAAAUAUAACAUCUUUCAACGUGACGACAAUUUGGCCGGGCGGAACAACCGUUGUACCACGUGAUGCACCCGUUUGUGGAUUCCGAGGAGAAGAGUGCGUGUCAUCUCCAGAGGGUAUGUACAAUAGAACGUGAUUAAUACCCCUUUCACACCAGCAGAACAAAUUUCAGUCAACCUAUGUUUAACUGAGUGAAUAGGUGAGCUGAAAAGCUGACUUUUACGUUGGGUUCAAGUAGUCACUGAAUUUUAAUUUCAGUGUAUUAAAUUUGAAGUCGAAAAAGAUUGGUUUAAGCUGCUUCGAAGUAGAAAACAGUUUUGAACCAUGUUGAACAAAAUAGCUUUAAUACAUGUUUAACCUUUGGUGCGGAUGGAGUUUUAGUCGAUCAUAAAAAUAUGGUCAUGGUACAAAAGCAAAAGAGAAAGAAAACCGAAAUGGCAAGAACCUAAAGAAAGUUUCGAGGCCACUGAUAAGAAAGUAAGUAGGAUUCUACUGUAAUUUCAGUGUUUUAUAAACUAGCAUGGUUUGUUGGGAAAAAAUCUGCUGGACGGAGGAUCCAUUUUUUGCCUUAGUUGUUUUCAUAUUUGCUCUUUUUAAUUAAAAUACGCUUCAACUCGGGGAAGGAGAGUUGGGGGGGGGGGGGGAGAGAAACGAACGAGACAUGAUCCUCAUAAGAUAUCGAGCUAUUUCAUGUUGCUGAAUGUAACUGCUUCCGAAUUUUAAUAGCAUCUAUUUUUCUUCUCGUUUUUCUGUAGAAAAAGAAGAAUCAUUCAACUAUCUUUGGCUUUUGACCCUGAUUCUGGUGGUGCUGGUCAUAGUUCUUCUCUUUGGCUUCCUGUACUACAAGUAAAUCAACAUGAAUUUCAUAACACUAUCGAUCACAUUCACAUUCCGGGCAAACGGUGUUCUUCUUAGUACCCAUUUGAUUGCCCAGAUCAUCCUUAUCCUGUGGCGAAUUCAGAGGAUGGGUCCAAAGGGAUUCCACCCCACUCCUCCCCCCUUACUUCAGACCUGUCGUUUUCUUUACGAUUUGACAGACAAUAAAAUCCUUGCAACGACAGGAUCGCAUAUCAUCACUUGGCAGGCAGAUUUACUUCUUUCACUAUUAUAAAACACGCCUAGUGUGAAAUACAACUUACAAAGCAGAAGCAUCGAGUGACCGGCGUUCACAUAAAAGUUAGCUCAGCUCCGCUUUCUGAAGAUAAAUCGAAAUGUCGACAACUUGGCCCUUAGCAUCGAUAAUUCCAAUCAUUUAAAAAGAGGCUCUCGUAAAAAAAAACAACCACAAAAAUAUAGAAAUAAACAAAAACACGUGACAGUUUUCAUCAAUUAUCCUUGCUAAGUUUUCUGGACAAUAAGAGCAAUAACCAUUUCGUUCAUUCAGAGAAUGCCUUAGUUGACUAACAAACACGACCUUUUAAACUUUCAAAUGCCCCGAAUAUAACUCUUUCUAGAUUCUUGCGGCCCUUGCCCUCAGUCUAUCAAGUCUAAUAAGUUCAUCAUUGACUUCAAUCUUUCUGUUUAUAGGAAAAAAGUUUACGAAAGGGAUCUCAUGAAUACUUCGUGGAUUAUUGAUUACAAAGACAUCGUGUUAUGUAAUCCGGGAAGCCGAAUGUCCAGCAAAGUAAGUUUGUACAGUAUAACUAUCUUUUUUAUUGACUUACAGUAUCCUAUUUUUCUCCCCUUUUUUUUAAACCUACCUAAAUUAUAAAACUGUAUCAUGAGGUAAUUUUGGCUUGAAAUCGCAUCUGCCUUUAUUUAAAAACUCACACGCUAGAAUUUGAACCUCAAACACCUCUUUAGACGAGAACCACAUGAUCACCCUUGAAUUUAUUCAGCGAUUAAUAAUGAAGAUUGUUUAGAAAACCUGACAUUUUUCCUACACAUACACGCGCAAGAUGCAAUGUGAAUGAGACAAAACAUUCUUUUGUUUGAAUCAAGUCUUCUAGAUCUGCGGGGUAUUUUAGAACAUAAGUACGAGAUAAACCGGAAUAUAUUUGUUUUACUGUAAAGGAAAUUGUAGUCUUCCCCCUAGCCGUUUUUUGGUCCCGUCAUGAAACUGCUCUCUACAAAGGACAAAACGCGCUGCGUGACGGGGCCGAACAACGCCGUCGAAGGAAACUGUAGCUGUUAAUACAUCACGAAAACUUCAGCUCCAAAAUUUGAACUAAUCUCAGGUUAGCUGAGUUUAAAGCCUGGUUAAGAAGCUGUUUGUCUAUGAAUGAGCGCACCCGUUGCCUGUUGGGGUAAUGUGUGAUUCUUAAUUCACUGUUCCUCUCUGUUUAACCAUUCCCAGAUAAGAGCAGGCCCUGCUGCCACUGGCUCGGUCAUUAGUAACGUGGGAGGUGAAUAUAGCUUUAGCCUCGCAAAUGUUGGCCGAUACAAGGUAAACGGGGUUGCUCAGGGUUUCACAUGAUGCCCGAAGCAAAAUCAAUCAUAAACCUUUAUGCCCUGAGUAUCAUGGAUUGUCAUGUGACUGAGUUAUAUUAAAUCGAAGAGAAGGAAAACCGGUGUAUCGUCAAGUAAUGGAAGAUGUUAUACAUGUGUUGCGAGACAAAUGUGUAACACCUUUUCACAAAUGAAAAAAAACUAGCUGCCGCACGUUUCCUUGUAAAUUUGUUAGGAGAAUUUGGUGUUAGAUCAAGGUAAUAACCUCUGCCUGAUAAGUUUAAGUAUUCUCAUCACCGUUUGUUGGAUAUUAUAAGGAGAAGUUAAAUGUCAAUCACUUCUGGGAGUCAAAGGGUUCAAAUUUUUGUGUAUACUUCCAAAUUCUUUUCCAGGCUGAGUUGGUGGCUUUGAAGCGAAUAAGGAAGAACAACAUAGAACUGAAACGAGAAGUUUUCGUAGAAAUGAAGCAGGUAUGUAUACUUGGUCUAUUACCGAGCUUCUGGGCUUUUCGGUGGCUGGGGGACGAGAGGGUGGCAAGGAGACUGGAGAGGAGUGUAACUGCGAUCCAGAGCUUGCGAAGUACUCUUCACACGACCCUGCUGCAAUCCUGCUAAUUUAGGAAUUUAUGCAUAAUGAACAAUAAUGUCUUUCCUUAUUUAUUCCACCAUCAAUCUUACAAACUUCACAAUCAAAAUACAGUCCGGUAUCGUGCACUUCAAAGAGCUAUACAGUUUCAUUCAACACUAGCGUCAUGUUCUUUCGCCCUCAUUUUUAUUAUAACUUUCUCUUCCGAUUUUUUGCAGGUCCGCGAUCUUAUGCACGAAAACAUCAAUCAGUAUAUUGGAAUGUGUGUUGAAUCUCCAAAUGUAUGUAUUGUGUCUAUGUUCUGCAGCAGAGGAAGUCUUCAGGUAACUGAUAUAAAAUGUAAACUAAGUUAUGUACUAUUUUUGUAUUCGGAUGCCACCUUCGUGAACCCAACUAUUAUUGGUUAAAAAAAUUGAAUUAACGAAAAAAAAAAAACUCUAAAUAUCAUAAGGAAGUUACUUCGCGGGAGGCUUCGCAGAUUUUCCUAAGGUUUACAUCUGCAAUCCUUGUUAACCUUCUACAUACAUAAGUUAAAUAUCCAUGCUUUCAUGUGCUUUUCUACUUUUUACUUUAUACGUCGAUUUUAAGUGACAUGUCUUAUCAGAUGUAGUAAGUUUCUGUUCGACACAACCUUCCCUAAUCUGCAUCAUGACUUGAAAUUGUGAGGUUUUUAAUUUUCUGACUUUUUACAUGGAAACUAGGGCCUAACAUGGUUUUGCAAGUGACCAUAGAUGUACCUUUAUACCCACACAGCUCCGCGUGGUUACUUCCUCUAGAAUAGAGGCUUGUUUCAGAACAAAAUCGACUGAUAAAUAAUCGAAAAUCACUUUAAAACGUUGAAAAUACUGCAUUUAAUGUAAAUUCUAGUUAAAAUCUCAGCUGGACGAUCAAACCUCAACAACGUCCUGUACUUUCCUUUUAUCUUUUUAUCUUUGUUUGGUAAUUGUAUCAUUAUCAUUCACAGGAUCUUUUGGCAAACGAUGAUAUCAAGAUCGAUUGGCUAUUCAGGAUGUCAUUUGCUUAUGAUAUAGCAAAGGUAUGUAACCUUGUAAAAUAAGUAAGGUUACGGAAUUGACUUAUCCACAUUUGUAAUUGAAGGGAAAUUGUUACUCUUCCUCUUAGAUGAGUUUGACAUAUAAUGGCAAUUUGUUUUCUAUAGGGAAUGAUCGCGCUGCAUAACAGCCCAAUCCACGUUCAUGGAAGCCUCAAGUCAUCCAAAUGUUUGAUUGACGGUCGCUGGGUCUGUAAAGUUUCCGAUCAUGGUUUGGAUACAGUCAAAGCCAAUCAGACAGAAGAAGAUUUAGGAGAACAUGCCAAGUACAGAGGUAAGCCUAUAAAAUCCUUAUUCGGUGAAUUAAAAAUUUUAAAUCUAUCUUUCCUAACUUAAUGUCCUCACUGUAUAGAUCAUUGAUAUUUACUUGUUCAGAGAAUGUUUCUACUGCCAAACUGAUAUACGACUUCAAGCAAUGUUAUGUAGUUAUGAUGAUUGACCGAUUUCCCAGUAAAGAAGAAUUUCAAUGACUAAUGUUGUGCUUUGUUAAGGAUGCAUUAGCUGUUGCUAUUUUUCCUGAUAUUGAAUUGGCCAUACUCUGUCUUAAUUUAGCUCGAUUUACUUUCUGUUCCCUUGCCUUUUAAAUGACUUUUUCUCAUUUCACAGAUCUUUAUUGGACUGCUCCGGAAUUGCUACAUACUAUGGAUGGCAUUAAAAGUCAAUUUACAAAGACUCAAAUUGGCGAUGUAUACAGUUAUGGAAUCAUUCUUCACGAAAUUCUUUCUCGGGACGAGCCUUAUUUCCAAAUGGAACCAAAAGGUACACUCGAUCGGAAAAUAAUAUUUCUCUAAAUGAAACGAAAAAAAUAAUCUUCUAGGCAUUACAUCUAUUUCCAAGUUCGUUCACCAGUAAAAGUAGUGCUUUAAAUAAUUUGAUUAGGAGAAAGCAACGAAAGGGAAAUUUUCGACUGAGUAUCGGAGGCGAGCGCGAAGUGCGAGUCGCGCGCGGGGGUAGGAAAUCAAAGAAAAAUAACUUUUUUAGCUCGCUCGGUCUUACCAUCGCGCGUGACUCGCGCUUCGCGUUCGCCUUGUGCUUGCCUAUGUUCGACUGAAAAACGCUAAAAAAUUACGCCGGUUCUGCAAGCGAAGACCCAGUUGGGAUCGUCUUGCAAAAAUAUACCGAUAUCUUAUGGUAUUUUUUUUUGCUUUAUUUCUAUCAGAUGUCUUAGUUAAGCUACGAAAGACUCUCUCUCCACCGUUUAGACCUGAAAUACCAAAGGAUUUGGAAGAAUGUGAUAAAAGAUAUAUCCAGCUUAUGAAGCAGUGUUGGGACAACGAGCCAGCAGUCAGACCAAAUUUCACUGACAUAAAACUCCAACUAAGGAUCAUGAAUGGAAGAAAGUUAGUGUUACUGAUGGACAAAUGCAUUAAACAUUGGUUAAGUUUGUUGGUAAGAACAAAGAAGUCGUAAACGAGGCGCAGCCGAGUGUAUAACGGAUGUUCUUAUCACAUUUUGGCGUCAUCUGCGAUGUAUUACUGAACAGACGCACGGCAAAGCAAAAUGUUGUAAUGGUGACGUCAGUUAUGCGUCCGUCCUCCAAUAGAUCAUUAGUAAGAACCAAUCAAAUUGCGCGCGUAAUUCAGCUUUUUACAUAAAAUAAAACAGAUUACCCCUAGCAAAGAAAGGUUGCUGUCGUGAUUAUUUAUUUCAUGGAAUCUCUGGUUUUCAGAAACACAGACAUUGUUGAUAACAUGCUACAGAUGAUGGAGAAAUACACAGACCAACUAGAGGAAUUAGUCGACCAAAGAACUCGUCAGUUAGAGAUCGAAAAAGCCAAAACAGAAGAGCUUCUUUACAAGAUGUUACCCAAGUAAGUAUGCAAGGCUUUUAAAAUUCAAAGGUGUACGAUAUUAUCAACAUUUAACUUUGAAAGACAUUCUCAAAACACUUACGUCAAGGAUGGAAGGCAAGUAAUUAUUGAUGGGUACUUCUGGUAGCUUCAUAUCCAACUGGGUUUAUAUUUACUUAAUCUUCGUGGAAUUUCAUCACUGAGAACACUUGUGAUGCUUAUCAUUCAGAGUGUGAAACCCAUUAAUAGUCAAACUUGGUCAUCCUUCUUCCUGUCCACUGAGGUAAAGGAGAACCCUGAAAACGAGGUCUGCUCUCCUGCGCCUUCAUUAUAUAUGCAGACCGGCGGGAAUGUUCAUCACUAAGUAAUGUUUUUGGCGGAUCGAGAUGUUGUUUGUUUUUGUUUUAAUAGGUCGAUAGCUGACGAACUGAAAACUGGAAAGCCUGUGCAGGCUGAGAGUUUUUCAAGUGUUACAAUUUUCUUCAGUGAUAUAGUUGGGUUCACAAAGGUGGCAUCCGAAAGUACACCUUUCCAGGUGAAGCUGAACAGAUAAUCAUCGAUAGUUUACCUCAUUUGUAUUAGUUUAUAAAUCUGUAUAAAAAUUAAAUCGAUUUCAUUUCUUUUUUGUGUAAAAAGACAAGAGAUUUACCAAAAUUUGUGUGGUAAAAUAAAAGUAGAAGCAAGUAAGCUUCGGUAAACUCCCUAUAAAACCUUUGCUUUUUCUCUAGAAAGUCCCUGUCUCCAACAAGCUCCCUGUUUCGAAGUCGUGGAGAUGUUUGUUAGGUCUCCCAGAAAUAAGUUCAAUAUGGCAACCUUUGUGCCUUACACAACGACCCUUUUACAGACAUGCGCCUCCCAUGAAAACAAAAUACUUCAGCUUUCCUUUUUAAUCUUUUAUUCGUCAUUAACAUUUUUGCAACUCUUUAAAGAGCAUGCUGACAACUGUUUCUUAAUCGUUCAGGUAGUGAAUCUUCUGAAUGAGCUCUACACAUGUUUUGACAACGUGAUUGACAGUUACGACGUUUACAAGGUAACAAACAUCCACUACUUGUACCUUUAUCUCAGGUAACGUGUUUCAUUAUGAUGUUAGAACUAUUUUUGACUUCUUAAAUCCAGUCCAAGUGCUGUAAGAAGUUACUUCGAAGGAAAAAUUUUCUCAAAUAGAUUCCUACGCAUGGAAACUUUAAUGGAUAGAAUGGCUGUGGUGAAGCAUAUCAGUUUUGGUGAAUUUCCCGCUGGGCAUUCUUUGCAAAAAUAGACAACGUGGAACAACCAAAUUUGGCAUCCAUCGGAGUAGAGGACAGCAAUAGCUAAAAUUCCAGAUUUCGUUUGACAUGAAACCUAGUCGUUUAACAAUCAGCUGAAAAAAUUCUUACACCGAUACCAAAACGGUAUCGAUCGAAAUAGCUGCGUGUGACAUCCUUUUCAAAAAGAUUUGUCAAACAAAAAAUAUCAUGGAAAUUUCAACGACACUUUCACCUCUCUAUAUUGUUUAAGGUCUCAAUUGUUAAAUAAAUCGCAAUUCACUAGGUAGAGACUAUUGGUGACGCCUACAUGGUAGUGUCUGGCCUUCCUGUUCGCAAUGGUGAUCGGCAUGCUGGGGAAAUUGCAACCAUGGCACUUAGUUUGUUGAGCUCUGUUAAAGACUUCACUAUCCCUCAUAUGAAAUGCAAGAAAGUGCAGCUUCGGAUUGGUAUCCACACAGGUAAAUAUUACCACCCCUUCUUAUUUAAAAACUAAUAAACACAAACCGCUUAUGGUUGCGAAUUUUGAGUCUUGCAUAAUGUGAAGAAACUUCUUUAGUACUUACACUUUCCAUUAGUGAUAAAAUUAGAGAGCUUCAGAGAGAUUCUCCUCUCUAAAUUUAUCCUUUUAUUUUAUAGUAUUUAUCAACUUUAUUUUUACGUAUACACCCGAUUUUAUCUUCACCUGUUUAACAACUACAAGGUCAUGAACAAAGCAAUAUGUAAUUUUUAUGCUCAGUGAACUGUAAGACAUGUUCCUUUAGCAUUUUACAAGGUAUUCUGACAUGAACGAUUGAAAUCGUGAGACGAAACGAACUGAGUCUACAUGAAAUUUCACUUCCAAGUAAUUACUGAUCAGUUUCUAGCUUUUAGUUUUCCCAUGGCUCUAUUCUCAAAACGACUACUAUUUGCAUGGGUUAGUUUCCAAGAGUGUAGAUAAAAUUUCACGAAAACCAUAUCAUUUAAUUUUGAUUUCAUGGCAAAGGUCCGUGUGUAGCUGGAGUUGUGGGCCUCAAAAUGCCUCGCUACUGCUUGUUUGGGGACACUGUGAACUACGCCUCGAGGAUGGAGUCAAGUGGACUUGGUGAGUGCACUGUUAAGUAUUCAUUUUUUUGUAUGUUUUUAAAUAAUUUAUGUAUGUUUUUAAAUAUUGUGUAGAUGUUAACUGACUCAUGAGAUAACCAUAGCGAAGUGAUGUUUGUAGCGAAGUUAAAAAUCUCCCGCACUCACUCUGCAUUCUCGAAAACGGUAUUUUGUCGUCCAAUAGAAACCAUUGUCUGCUUCAUCAAUCCCUCCAAACAUGUCUAGAAACGGCUAGUGUUCAUGUGGAAACAUUUGCAUCCAGCGGAUCAUUUCUCGGGAAGUUCCUCCCUGCAUAAGCUAUGUCUGACAGUCCUAAAGCACAUGACUUUUCAUCCGUUUUGUCUUCAAAAUGGCUGAACAACAUCUAAUCAGUUAUGGUUUUCGAGAAAACCACGAGAGCAUAUCAUUUCGGGGGAGUUUUAUCAGCACCUGACUAAUUCAUUGAUGUUAUGCUUGACAAGGCAUUUAAAUUAUACAAGAUCGAUAGAAGUCAGGUAUAAAAACGGGUAUGGAUUUUAGAGGCCUUUCCUGACAACGGGAGUCAAAAAUGGCAUGUUCUAGUCUAAAAUAUACGAAAUCAGGAUUUAAAGAAGAGGUCGGUUAAUCUCGGCCACGAAUUCUACGCUGUCCCCUUGCCUCACUGUCCCAUUUGUCCUUAUUUACAUCUGAUAUAUACGAUGAUAUUUCACAGCACUUCGAAUCCAUGUUAGUCCAGAUUGUAAAGCUGUGCUAGACACUCUCGGAGGAUUCUAUUUAGUAGAAAGAGGCCCAGUCACGCUGAAGGUAGGGCAUCAAUAUCGGCUUUCUCCUUAUUAGCCAUCACUACUGCUUUGCAUUUUACCUUGUGGUAAAAUUUGCACAGAUUUACCUUUGAAUAAGCUGUAAAGUAUCUCCGAAGUGCAUAUUGGAAACAAUUUUGAGAGUAUAUUCUAAGAAUUCAUUUUGAAAAUUCACCAGUUAGGUUUUUGCCUUUAUCACUUGCUUUGCUAAUAGGAGCAUUGAUGUUUUGCAGGGAAAAGGCACAAUAGUUAGCUUCUUUCUGUGCGGCAAAGAAGGCUUCGACAAGCCUUUACCUAACCUCGAAGAGGCUGCUUCACUUGAAGAACACGAGUUUAAAUGAUACUCCUUACAACCUGAAUGGGGAAAUGGAGUGUACGUGUUAGUAGAGACGUCAUGCACUAAGUGUAUAAAAUGUAAUCCAAGUUGCAUAUUUGAUACAAGAGCAGAGGUGUGCGUUGAACAACAGUAGCAGUUGUGAAAUGUGAAUAAUGAGCCAUAGGGUAUAAUUAUCAAAAAAGCCUAAAAAAAGAUGUCUCUCUUGACUCACGUGGUUGGCGAAUGUUUGGUUGCCCGAUGAAAGUAAAAGCGGCAAAGCGAAGACGAGCAGCAGACAUCCAAUUUUUUUCGUUCCAGACCUCUUCGUUUUCCUGGUCUCACAGUGUGAAGCUCACUGGACACCGCUUACUACACAGGCUGACCAUUCCUUGGAAAAUUUAACAACCCUCCACCAGAUGAUCGUGAUUGGAAGACCAGCUUAAACUUUGUUGUUUUUUUUCUGUCAAGCGUACACUUACAGUAGCACUACUGUGAACAAGGUCACUGCAAAACUAGCCGAUCACACCGCAGGAUUGGCUAGAUCUCGUUUCAUUUAGUAUGACCUAAUCUUACAUGCACUUCACACUGAUCACAUGAUCUACGCAACAGUACGUAUCUUCGCUCUUUAAAGCGUGGCAAGUGAGAGGGUAAAGACAUAACUCUCAACGUUUUUCCUCUGACAAUCACCUGAACAACUUAACUAGGACGAUUAAUCGCCUAGCCUAAUAAUUUCCCUGGAUUUCGUUUCAGGGAUUACCAAAAAAAAUUCAUUCCGCCUUCGGCCAAUGAAUGAUAAGUAUGCGUUUCAGAUUUACCAUCUGUUUCUUUGUGUUAAUAGACGAACAAAGAGGAAGAAAUUUUAUAUUUUUGGGUAUGGCUUACGGCAAUAGAAAAUAAUAUUUCAUUCGAUCUUAAGAAGGUCAUAAAAUGUAAUCGAAAGUAUUUUAAUAACGAGAACUGGAUCAUAUAAAAACCUUUUAUUUAUUACAAAAUACUCUUUAACAACUUUUUGAUUUGGUGAUCAUUGGCCAUUGUUGCAUUAUAUUAAGUAAGGUG
Molecule: messenger RNA, 13351 nt
Organism: Pocillopora meandrina
Lineage: Eukaryota; Metazoa; Cnidaria; Anthozoa; Scleractinia; Pocilloporidae
Source: the annotation of a GenBank genome assembly